Molecule: messenger RNA, 909 nt
Organism: Triticum turgidum subsp. durum (durum wheat)
Lineage: Eukaryota; Viridiplantae; Streptophyta; Magnoliopsida; Poales; Poaceae
Source: the annotation of a GenBank genome assembly
AUGAGAGCCCUCACUGCCGCCACAAUCUCCUCCCUGAUACGCGCCCUCCUCCUCCUCCACCCCUCCUUCCCCUCAACCUUCCGCCUCCCUCCCACCAUGAACCCCUCCUCCUCCUCUGGCUACCGCUCCAAUGCUGCCGCCUUUGCCUCCACGCACCAGCCGCGUGGCGGCCGUGGCGGUGGCAGGCGGCCGGGUGGACGUGGCGGCGGCGGCGGUGGCGACGGCGGAAACCGCAUCGACGCCCUCGGCCGCCUCCUGACGAGGGUCUUGCGGCACAUGGCGCCGGAGCUGAGGCUGAACAUGAGGAGCGAUGGCUAUGUGCGGGUCCGCGACCUGCUCCGCCUCAACCUGGAGACCUUCGCCAAGGUUCCGCUCAACUCCCACACGGUGGAUGAAAUCAGGGAGGCGGUCAGGCGAGACAACAAGCAGAGAUUUGGUCUGUUGGAGGAGGAUGGCGAGCUGCUGAUUCGAGCUAACCAGGGGCACACUGUGACAACUGUUACAUCAGAGAGCUUGUUGAAACCAAUUCUAUCGGCUGAUGAAGUCUCAGUCUGUGUCCAUGGAACUUACAGGAAAAAUGUUGAUUCAAUACUGAAAUAUGGGCUUAAACGUAUGGCAAGGCUACAUGUACAUUUCUCAAGUGGUUUACCAUCGGAUGGGGGAGUUAUUAGUGGGUAUGCGGAGUGGCGCAAACAUAUUGAUAUAUUUGAAUGUCAGAAAGGCACUGCAAGACGGGAUGAAGCUAUACAUCUCAGACAACAAGGUGAUACUGACGGAGGGCUUCGACGGCGUCGUCCCCGUCAAGUACUUCGAGAAGAUCGAAACUUGGCCAGGACGUGCACCGAUACCGUUCCAGAGGUAGAAGAUUCUCCUUGCGAAAAAGGAAAUCAACCGCGUUGUAAUAUCUGA